AUGCUUCAGGAAGACACAAACCCUGACUCGCUGGCGUCUCCGGCGGGACAGAGCUCCGGCAAAUCCAAGCUGGACACGCUGUCUAAAGAAGAUCUGAUCAAGUUUGCAAAGAAACAGAUGGUGGCAAUGCACAAGAUCAAGUCUAAAUGCACAGAUUUCGAGAAGGAGAUUGAAGUGUUAAAGCAUGCUCCGAGUGGCACAUCAGACUCCUCCGUUAUCCAGGAACUGAGUGAGCGGAUGGACGCUGUGCUGCAGGAGAAAGCUGAGAGUCACCAGAGCCUGACGUUACUGCGCAGAGAACACGAAGAGUUCAGGAAGCAAGCACAGGAGACAGUGGCGAGAUUAGCAGCUCUUCAGGAGGAGCUAGACUUCAAAAACAAAGAGUGUACAGAAAUGCAGACGCACACAGCGGAGCUCACCGCUGACUUCAAAGCAACCUGUACUCAAUACGAGUCCAGAAUAUCUCAAACUCAGGAAGAGCUGGAAGAAGCCAGGCGCCAGUGGAUGGCAGCAGCGGAGGAUCUGAAAGACUCUCACCAGACGAGCCUCACCGAGUCCCAGCAGGAGACGGAGAACCUCCACAGGGAAAUCCAGAGGCUGAACAGACAGUACGAGGAUGACGUGCGGUUCCUGGAGGAGCAGCUGGAGGUGAACGCGGCAGACUUCGAGAGGGAGCGCGAGCGGCUGCUUCUGCUGCAGGAGGAGCUGUCGGAGCAGCUGGCGCUGAAGGAGGGCUUCCUGCAGGACGUGCAGGAGGAAGAGGAGGACACUAACAGAGCGGGGCCUCCCAAACAGUCCCCGAGUGCCAAGACAUCAGACGACUCGAGUCACGAGGCCAGCGUGCUGAAACUGGCACUGGAGGAUUUGCAGGCUCGAAACAUGAUGCUUCAGGAAGAGCUUGUGUUUUUGCGAAAUGUGAAGCGGGAGCUGGAGUCCGAGCUGAAGCAGGUGCGAGAGGAGUUCACCGUGGAGAAGGAAGAACUGGAGUUCAGAAUCGACGAGCUUCAGAUGAACCGAGGUGAAGAGAGGUGCAGCGUCUCUGAAGAGUCCCACAGCGACGGCCUGAAGCAAACCUGCUGGAGUGCUGGAGGAGAGCAGCGAGACAGACCCUCAGCUCCGUCUGAAGAUCAGGACCGAGCAGAGCGCUUCAUGAAGCAGUACAGAGCCAUGAAGGAGCACACGGCUGCCUCGCUUCAGGCUCUGCAGGAGAAGCUCCAGAGCGUCUUCCAGGAGAGGGACCGAUUGCUGGAGCGCUGCAGAAACGCAGAAGAAGCAUCAGAGCCGGCAGCGGAGGGACUGGAGAUGUCUUUUGAGGACCUAAGGAACAAAAAUGAAGAGAUCCUAGUGAGUCUUCAACACGAGGAGACUCUUGUUCUCGAGUUCAAGGAGACGCUGAAGUUCACGGGGUCUGAAUCCGAGCAUGAGCUCACGCAGGCCAGUAACCUGGAGAAUCAGCUGUCCUCCGUGACCGAGGAGAAAGAUGAGCGCAUAAAGUCCCUCGAGGAGGACGUCAGUGCUCUUCAAGCCAGACAGGACGAGUGUGGAGACACCAUCAAGCUUCUCCGGUCUCAGAUCACCAGUCUGUCAGAAGAGAGAGACGGCCUUCAGCGAGACAUGGAGGCUAAUCAGGAGCAUCUCUCUGGCCUUCAGUGCCACAUCACUGAGAUCCUGCAGCAGAGCUUCUCUGAGACGGAGGUCGACGGCUCGUCUGAUAUCUCUGCGCUCAUAGACCGUCUCUGGACUGCAGCUCAGGAGGAGAAAGCAGUGUUACGCCAGCAGCUGGAGGAGAGAGUCGAGCGCGUCACCGCCGAGCUGCAGGCGCGGAUCCAUGACCUCCUGCGGGAGAAGGACCUGCUGAAGGCCAGUCUGGGUGAUGUGCUGUUAGACACCGAGGGACUGCAGAAGGACCUGAGAGAAAUGCAAGCCAUGAACGAGAAGCUGAGGGCAGAAAACCACAGUCUGCUUGCUCAGGUCGCUGACUUGAGCAGGGGUUUAGAGGAAAAACGAAAGGAGUCGCCGGAUGAAAGCGACGCACAGGUUCAGGAGGCCAGCGAGCUCCAGCAGGCUCUUGCUGACAGAGACGCUCUAAUAUCUCAGCUCAGGGAAGAAGUCGCUCACUUACAGAUGUGCAAGGAGUCAUCGGUGUCUGAUGAAAACGAACAAAUGAAAGCUUUAUCUCAUGAAAUGGAGAUGCUGAAGAAAGAAAGCAAAGAUAAGGAUGAACGCAUGAACAAAAUCAAAGCUGUUGCUGUGAAGGCUAAAAAGGAGCUGGACAACAGCAAGAAAGAGGUCGUCUCUCUGAGAGAAGAAGCGGACCAGCUGAAGGCUGAGCGAGACGCAUUAUCACGGUCUAUGAAGGACAUCAUCCACGGCGCAGAGGACUACAAGAACCUGAUGGUGGAUUAUGACAAGCAGGCUGAGCUGCUGGAUCUGGAGAGAGAGAAGCUGGAGCAGGCCAGUAAACACAGUGAAGAUUUAGCCAAACGCCUUCACAAUGCAGUUCAGCAGCACGAGCUGCUGUCCUCAGAGCGACAGGACCUCACGGCCCGUAUAGAGACGCUGCAGAGUAACGCCACGCAGCUGGAGUCACAGAUACUGGAGACGCAGAAGCUGAAGUGCGGGCUGGAGCGAGAGCUGGAGGCAGAAAGGCUUUUAAGAGAGCAGAAGUCUAAGGAGCAUCAGUCUGCAGUCAAGGAGGUGGAGGAGCUCCAGGCUCAGCUCAGCAGACACAAACAUCAGCUCCAGCAGACCGCUCAGGAGCUCGAGCAGCUGCGCAAGGACGCUCAGCAGAGCACACUGAUGGACAUGGAGAUGGCAGACUACGAGAAGCUGGUGAAAGAGCUCAAUCACAAGCUCUGUGAGAAAGACAAGCAGAUGGAGGAGCACGAGAUGCACAUACAGACACAGAAAGAACGAGAACAACGGCUGAUGGAGGAAAUCGAGUCUCUGAAGCUGCUGCUGGAUCAGACGGAAGACAAAGCCUCCAGGAUGAAACAACUGCUGGUCAAGACCAAAAAAGAUCUGGCAGACGCAAAACAAAAAGAAGCGGCGCAGGUGAUCUCGCAGUCUGCUCUGAGAGGAGAUCUGGAGGCCCAUCAGCAGCAGCUGGAGGAGCUGAAGAUCCAGUGCAGUGAGCUGACGGCCGAGCGUCACCGGCUGCAGGAGCAGCUGAAGCUGAUGAGCGAGCAGCACCAGCGGACCUCCAGCUCGUAUCGGCACAGUCUGAACACGCUGCAGGACGAGUGCACGACCGCUAAGGCUGAUCUUGCAGCGACGGUGUCCGAGUUUGAGAGUUAUAAGGUGCGAGUCCACAAUGUGCUGAAGCAGCAGAAACACAAGAGCUCAGCUCAGAGCGACGGCGACGCUUUCAAACAGGAGAGAGAGCACAUGGAGGCCGUGGUGGAGCAGCUGCGCAGCCGCCUGAAGGAGACGCAGCAGAGCCUCCAGUCCAGCACCUCAGAGCUGCAGCAGCUGCAGGUGGAGCACGACACGCUGCUGGAGCGACACAACCGCAUCCUGCAGGAGAGCGUCAGCAAAGAGGCUGAGCUGCGAGAGAGGCUGCUGUCGCUGCAGUCUGAGAGUGUGGCUCUGAAGUCUGAACACGGCCAGUGCGCAGCUCAACUGAGCGCCCAAAGCGAGGCUCUGCGCAGCAGCUUCCGUGAGCAGACGCGCCAUCUUCAGGACGAGCACUGCAGCACUGUAGAAACGCUGCAGCAGCAGAUCAGCAGACUGGAGGCCCAGCUCUUCCAGCUGCAGAAAGAGCCCAGCAGCACCGGCACAGUGCAUGUGCAGCACAGCAGGAAGAGUCAUGUGGACAGGAGGCCUGCUGAUGUUCCUCUGCUGGACCUGCAGGGCAUGGCUAGAGAGGAGGGUGAGGGGAUGGAGACCACCGAGACCGAGUCACUGUCAUCCAGCGGGACCCCUCUGCCCUCUCUGGAGCAGCUGCUCACCUCCGCAGACCUCAAACACGAGCCUGUUGUCUGGCACACGGAGCCCAGUAAAGAGGAGCUGACGCAGAAGCUCAGCACUGCUGCUCGCAGCGUGGAGCACCUGAACAGUCUGCUGCACGAGACCGAGGCCACGAACGCUGUCCUGAUGGAGCAGAUCACUCUCCUGAAGAGUGAGGUGCGUCGACUCGAGCGCAAUCAGGAGCGUGAGAAAUCCGUGGCCAACCUGGAGUACCUUAAAAACGUGCUGCUGCAGUUCAUCUUCCUGCGCUCCGGCAAUGAGCGGCAGGCUUUACUUCCUGUCAUUCACACCAUGCUGCAGCUGAGCCCCGAGGAGAAGAGCAAGCUGGCUGCCAUCGCUCAAGGUGAGGAGGAGUCCGCGGGCUCACGGGGGUCAGGCUGGACAUCAUAUCUGCACAGCUGGUCAGGCAUCAGAUGAGAGGAGGACCAGCUGCUCUCCGCUCAGAGUAACACAGCUAAACAUAUCAGCAGAUCUUCUCUGGGCUUAUGCAGCCUUGAUUUCUACUGAGUUACAACUUGUCAGUCCUGAUGGGAUCUUUUUUUUUUAUUUAAUCUGGGUUAUUGAAGAUUAUUCUGUGCUGUAAAUCAUACAUAAGAAAUGUUGGUCGUAUUUAUCAAAUUUUAAUAUAAAUUAUAUCAUCAUAUAAUUUUUUCCACAAAUUGCCUAAUGGUUGUGUUGGUGUUUGUAAAUCUCAUAUCCAUGAGAGAUUUGAGGUUCAUUUAAUGAACAUUGACGUGAAGGAGUGUAAAUACAGGGCCUCAAUCUCAGCUGUGUCUGUCAGUCGGAGAGUAUAAUCUAAUUAAACCACUUUGAAAGCU
This is a messenger RNA of Sinocyclocheilus rhinocerous, 4787 nucleotides long. It is a transcript of the gene gcc2, whose product is annotated as GRIP and coiled-coil domain containing 2. The transcript is spliced from 23 exons. The coding region runs from base 1 to 4386 and encodes 1461 amino acids. Lineage: Eukaryota; Metazoa; Chordata; Actinopteri; Cypriniformes; Cyprinidae. Gene Ontology annotation, biological process: late endosome to Golgi transport. The record is from RefSeq and is a predicted model, not a curated record. Gene Ontology annotation, cellular component: Golgi apparatus.